UUAGAGAGUUUUCCACAUUUUCAAUUAUUUGUAGAAUUAUUUCAUGCUUUUCUUCAUUCAUUUUAUUUUGACCUCUCAAAUGAACUGGCAACCAAGGCCUAGUGUCGAAUGAUUCUUCAGCCAUCUCGCAGGCUGCCUUCCAAAGGCUUAAAGCCGGCUUAAUUUUCCGAGGCCGAAAAUCUUCAUCUAAUUUCCCUUUCGGGUAAAUUUUAUUUGAAUUAUUUUCAAUGAUUCGAAUAAUAUGUGCUGGUCGUUGAGCCUUCAAAAUUUGAUCCACUAAUUCCAUCCCAGCUUCUACUGAGAUGGUUUUUUCAUUUUUGUUUUUCCACCAAUCUUUUCGAAUUUUGGUCAAAGCCCAGAAGCACAAAAUUACUUGUAUGAGAGAUUCAACUGUUUUACUAAGUAGAGCCGAAUAAUCUUCUUUUAUUUCUUCUUUUCUUGCAAGAUCGAUUAUGUUGCCUAAUUUUAUUGAAGAACAAUUUUUGUGUCGUUGUGUACCUGGUGAACAACCGUACAUAACCGACCAACCAUAAUGCAAAAGUGCAUAUCCCUCGUUUUCUUCUUUAAUAUUAUUAUCCUUAACCGACUGUUGGUCAGUUUUUUCUUUAAUUUUAUUUUCCGAUGGAGGUUUUGGUAGUAACUUUUCCAGUCGGGAUGUGCAAACAACUGCCUGAUUAGGAAUUACUUCUUUAAUUACUUCUUUUUGUGGUAAUUUCUCUUUUUGCACUUUUGACACAAAGGAUUUUAAUCGAUCAUUCAGAUUACGUUCAUCGUGUUUAACGACUUUAUUUGGUGGUUCUUCAACUACAUCAUUUUUAUUAAUUAAAUUUUCGUGUUGUUCAUCAUAGUCCAAAGAAGCUUCUGAUUUUCCUUCUUCCAUUGGCCUGCAAAUUAUAAUAUUACAAAGACAUAUUUAUUUUCAACAAUUUGUUCGUUUCUUUCAGGUGUUAUUUUUUCUUGCCCAUUUAUUUCAAAACAGAACAAAUCAUUGACGGCUCUUCGAGUUUCCCCGUUUUUUGUCUUUAAAACUGCAGUUCUUCCUCCUGGAAGUAAUUUUUCGAUUAUGCCCAACUUCCAUAUUCCUCGAUUUUUUAUAUCAUCAUCUCUGAUGAUAACAACAUCUCCCAGUUGAGGAGAAUUUUCUGCGGUUUUAUCAGUUUUGACAAAAUUUUUCCUUUCGCGAAGCGCUAGUAAAUAUUCAUUAGACCAUAUUUUCCAAAACAGGUCUAAUCUGUUAGAUACCAGUUUUAAUUCUUCUACUAAUUUAUCUUUAUUUUUUAUUUUUUCAGGUAAAUAAUCGGGGUCCUCAACAUCUACUUUUGGUAAAUGUGGGAAAUCUGCGUUACCUUCUUCGUAAGGGAUAAGAAAGUCUAAUGGCCUUAAUGCCCUUACAUGUUCUGAAUCGGGUAGAAAGUUUAGUGGCCUUGAGUUAACAAUUGUUUGUAUCUCAUUAAUUAAAGUACGAAAUUCAUCUUCGAACAACAAUUUUUUACCAAUUGUUCUUUUUAAUGAAUACUUUAUUAAUCCGACCAUCCUUUCUACUAGCCCAUUCUUCCAAGGUGCUCUUUCAGUAACAAAAAUCCAAUUAAUUUCAUGAUCAGACGCAUACUUUUGUAUUUGAUUUUCUUUCCAAAUACUUGUAAGAACCUUUUCAGCGGCCUUAAAGUUAGUUCCAUUAUCAGAUAUCAUCAAUUUAGGCUUUUUGUGUUGAGCUAUAAAGCGUCUAAAUGUAUGUAGGAAGGCUUGCGCCGAAAGAUCCUCCGCUACUUCAAGAUGAACGGCGCGGGUACUUGUGCAAGUAUAGACCGCGACCCAUCUUUUCUGAUGGUCCCCAUUAGUUGUUUUUAUAGUCACAUGUCCAAAGUAGUCAACAGCGGAAUGCAUGAAGGGACGAAAUGGAUUUACGCGUUCGAUUGGUAAAGUUGGGAAUUGAGGUUGCGCGUACGGUUUAAUCCAAUAUCUUUUACAGAUUUGGCAUUUUUUCACACACCUUUCAACUUUUUUCCGGGUUAUCCAAUAUUUUUGUCUCAUUGUGGCAAGAACAACAUUGGUUCCUGAAUGAGCCAUUUUUUCAUGUGCUUCUAUGAUAAUUAAAUCGGUUAGAGUUGAAUUUUUUGGUAACCAAAUGGGAUAUUUUGUCUCUUCAUUUUGGUUACUUAAUUCUAUUCUUCCUUUACACCUAUAAAUAUUUUCAUUGUCUUUAAACAAUUGAAGAUUUUGAAUUGUAUCCUCUGAUGGAGGAUUCAUUUUUUUGACUUUCUCUUAUCAGAAAUUGUUCCGCUAAUUCCAUCUCAGAAGGUUUAGGAUAACAAGCUUUUGUUUCCAUUACUUCUUUUAUUUUUAAUAAUUUUUCAUUUUUAGGGGUAUGCUUUUUUAUAACCUUUAUUUUAAUGGCUCUAAAGAUGUAAACAAUAGUCUUUUUUAAUUUUUUAAGACUAGAGAAUCGAUCAGGUUCAACCAAAUAAGCGUCUUCCUUUAUUGGUAGACACAUUUCAUGAAAUGGUUGAGGGUUUAAUUUUUCUACCCUUUCACCCGGCACAUAUUCGAGUUCUGUUUUGGGCCAAUUUUCUUCUUCUUCAUGAAGAAAUUCAGGUCCUUUGAACCAUAAGACAUUAUUGGCUAAUUCGCUCGGAGGAAUUCCCCUACUCGUCAUAUCCGCCGGAUUUUCCUCGGUUCGGAUGUAUUUGACCGUAUUUUUUCGAAUAGGCCUUAAACGUCUUUCUAUGAAUGGUUCUUGCUCCGAUGUGCUUUUUAGCCAAUGAAUGACUAUUUGCGAGUCAGUCCAUAGCGUCUUUUUAUUAAUUUUUAUAUCGAGCAUAUUUUCUGUGUACUCCAACGCUUUUGUGGCUAGUAAAGCGGCGUGAAGUUCCAUCCGUGGAAUCGUUAAUUUUGCUUCGCAUUUGCCAAUUUGCGCUUUAGGCUUUACUCGGCUUUUAGCGAAAAUCAGAGUCGAUUCGAUAUCCGCACCUUUUUGAGAGCGGAGAUAGAUCGUGAAUCCUAAUGCUUUGUCUGAAGCAUCGGAAAAUGCGCAUAAUUGGAAAUUUGUCUGUUUUGUCAAUUUCCAUGAAAGCACUCUUCUAGGAAUUUUUAUAAUGCUACAAUUUAAAUAUUCGGUGGCGAUUUCUUCCCAUUCCGUUUUUAAAUCCUCAGGUAAAUCAUUGUCCCAAGGAAGGUUUGCUUCCCAUAAUUUUUGCAUCAACCAUUUUCCUUUUAGGAGAGCGGGUGAAAUGAGGCCGCAAGGGUCAAAACAUUCAGCGAUAGUUGCUAGUACUUUUCUUUUUGUCCAUUGCUUUUCCUCAGUCAUUUUUGGUACAGGGAGUUUUAAAGAUAGUGCAUCAUAGAAUGUAUCCCAAAUUAUUCCUAGUAUUUUUUGUUUAGCGCUUGAAUGUAAGUUCGUUGUUCUCGCUUCUAUAGGAAGCUUAUCAACAGGUAUAGCAUUCAAUUGUUUGAUCGCAUUGGUAAAUAUUUCACGAAAGUUCCAUCCGGCUUCCUGAAAUAUUUUUCGCGCUUCCAAGAUAUCCUUUUCAACUUCAGAUUUUUCUUCUGCUCCGAUUAGAAAGUUAUCGACGUAACCUGCCUUUUUUAAUUUAUCGGCAGUUGAGCUAUCAUAUUUUGCUAAAUGAUAGUCUACCGUCAUUCCUAAAAUGGAGGGAGAACAAUUAACGCCAAAGGUUACUCGGGCAUAUCUGAAUAUUUUCAAAUCCUCAUCAUUUUGGGACGAGGCUGGUUUUUUAACGUCCUUAACCCACAAAAAUCUAACGCAAUUUCGGUCUUCGUGUCGCAAGCUUAUUUGUAAAAAAGCUGCUUGCAAGUCUCCUGCUAUUAGAUACGUGGGCAGACGACAUCGCAUAAGUAAUCCGCAUAAAUCUUGUAUUGUUACGGGGCCUUGGUGUAGACAAUCGUUAAGAGAGGGAUUAUCCUUCCGGCUUUUUCCGCUUGCAUUAAAUACGAUCCGGAAUUUUGUAAAAGUUUUAUCUUCUCUUACAACCGGAAAGUGCGUCAAAUAGUGGAUUUGUCCACCAUCAUCUUGGUUUCUUGGUAUUUCUUCGAUGAUUCCUUUUUCCACUUGGUCCGCGAAUGUCUGUUCAUAGAGCGCCAAAUGAUGUGGAUUUUUCUUUUGUUUAUCUUCUAUUUGAUUUAAAAGCAUCGAUUUAGCCAUUCGGUAAUUGCUAGGCAGUUUUGGACAGGGAUCUUUCCAUAACCAGCCAGCUUCAUACCGUCCAUUUUUAAAGGUUAAUUUCGAUUCAAAUUCAUUCCUUAUUUUUUCAUCUAAUUUUUGAUUAGAUAUAUCAUUUAUUCCUAUACUGUCUAAGGAAUAUAAUUUUUCUAAUUUAUCCUCUAAAGUGUCAUUGCCAAAAUCAUCCUCUUCGGUAAUAACGACAUUUGAUCUAUCAAUUGAGGGAAAAUUUUUAUUAUUGGAAAUUUGUCCUUUUCCUCCAAUUAUGGGACCAAUUGCGCUAUCAGCGAGCCAAAGUCCACAAUUCAAUUUUUUCUUGCGAACUAAGUUUAGAUCAAAGAAGUAUUCCACCCCUAAUAAAACAUCAGGCUCAACUAAAGAAUGAGGUGUUAAGACUGCAGGCAUUUGAGAAAUCAAACUGUUCAAAUUGUCUAACUGGCCAACUUCAACAAUCAAUUGUCCUUUGGAAUGUUUUUCUAUUCCUAAUCUGAAUAUUUCAGCAUUAAAUUCAAUCACUGGGGAACGAUUAGCAGGAAAAGGUUGGAUUCUUUGAACUUCUUUUUGAGAAGUUUGCAAUCCUAACUUUUGAGCAAUUCCCUUCCUGAUAUAAGAUUUCUGCGAACCACAGUCGAUGAAAACGAUUCCUUUAUAAUUUUUGUCUGGAUUAGAUGGAUUGAAUAGAACAGCUUCUCGGCAAAGUAGUAUUCUUUUUUGUCGAGGCUUUCGUAAAAUAGCAGAAUUUUGUAAAACUUCUCCUUCUAUUUUAAUAUUAUU
Messenger RNA from Meloidogyne enterolobii, 4951 nucleotides. The record is from the annotation of a GenBank genome assembly. NCBI's taxonomy places the organism in Eukaryota, Metazoa, Nematoda, Chromadorea, Rhabditida, Meloidogynidae.